This is a messenger RNA of Zingiber officinale, 1167 nucleotides long. Its product is annotated as pentatricopeptide repeat-containing protein At3g18970-like. The transcript has 2 exons. Lineage: Eukaryota; Viridiplantae; Streptophyta; Magnoliopsida; Zingiberales; Zingiberaceae. The record is from RefSeq and is a predicted model, not a curated record. Gene Ontology annotation, molecular function: RNA binding; protein binding. The coding region runs from base 1 to 1167 and encodes 388 amino acids. Gene Ontology annotation, biological process: RNA modification.
AUGCCGUCUCGCGACGCGACACUGUCGCGAGACUCGCGACUCGCGCGACAGCGCGGAUGCCACCGGCGCCUCGCGGGAGGCCUCCGGCGCCGCCGGAAGCUCCGCCGGACGUGUCCGGCGAAGUCCGCCGUUGCUUCCAGCGGCGCCGGAAGCGUCGCGGAAAGCUUCCAGCGCCGCUGGAAGCAUCACGCGAUGCUGUCGGACGCGUCCUACGACGCGUCCGGCGGCUGCGGACGCGUCCGGCGGCUGCGGACGCGUCCGGCGUCGCCGGAGACGUGCCGCGACGAUGACUCAACACUCCGUCCGCCGUCCGCCGUCGCCAAACUGGUCGAGCGUUACCACGCCGUGACCGGCGGGAAUGGCCACGUUCGUCUCAUCUUCCACCAUCACCAUUGCAGCUCUGCGUUAGCGUCCAACGCCAUGCUCCGUUGCAUCCGCCCAGAAGACGCUCUGUCCCUCUUCUCCCACCAAAACAAAAGCGGCCUCGUCACGCCUGAUCGCUUCGCCUACACUUGCGCCCUCAGUUCAUGCGCUCAAUUGAACGCUCUUCUCGAAGGGACGCAAGUCCAGGCGUGCAUCGCCAAGUCCGAGUCCACGUCCGACGUCGUCGUCAGCACCACUGCGGUCCACUUCUACGCGAGCUGUGGGGACGUCGACACGGCGCGGCAAGUGUUCGACGAAAUGACUACGAGAAAUAGUGUGACUUGGAACGCUCUGAUGACCGGCUUCUGCCUCAAUGACCGCGCGGAGGAGGCGGUGUCCGUGUUCGAUGAGAUGCUGCGAUAUGGCUUGCGCAUCACAGAGAGGACAGCGAUCGUUUUGCUCUCCGCUUGUUCUCAGCUUGGCGAUCUGGCCUUGGGCAGCACGGCGCAUGGGUACAUCUACAAGGCUGCUGCGCGUUUCGAGGAAUGUGUGUUCACCGGCACUGGUUUAGUGGACAUGUACUGCAAAUGCGGAUCCCUUACCAGUGCAUCCAAAGUGUUCGACGAUAUGACUAGCAGAAACGUUUUGACAUGGAGCGCGAUGAUAGGUGGGCUUGCCAUCCACGGAGAGGGAAAGGCAGCACUGCGGCUGAUGGAGGAGAUGAUGAAGGCAGGCUUUUGGCCCAACGCAGCCACCUUCACUGGUUUGCUUUUCGCCUGCGUCCACCGCGGGCUCGUAGACUAA